UUGGAGACACCUCAGUCAUGGCUGCACUGGAAAUAUUUCUGGCCCUCUUGGCCAUUGGUUUCCUGAUCUACAAAUGGAGCACGGCCACCUUCAAAACCUUCCAGGAGCGAGGCCUGUACUUCGAGAAGCCCUACCCAUUAGUGGGCAACAUGGCUGGCUCGGCCUUGCAGAAAGCCUCCUUCCAGAAGCAGCUCAGCGAGUUCUACGAUCGCACUCGCCAGCACAAGAUUGUGGGCCUCUUCAAUCUGCGCACUCCAAUGAUCCAACUGAACGAUCCCGAGUUGAUCAAAAAGAUCUGCGUAAAGGACUUUGACCACUUCCCUAACCACCAGCUCUUUAUAAAAACAAAUGAGCGUUUGAUAAAUGACAUGCUCAGUGUUAUGAGAGAUCAGCGUUGGAAGCACAUGAGGACCACUCUGACCCCGGUAUUCACGGCGGCCAAGAUGCGCAGCAUGUUCACCCUGAUGAACGACAGUUUCGCCGAGUGCCUUCAGCACCUGGACACCGAAUCGGGAGCAGCUUCGGGAAGAAGUUUCGAGGUGGACAUGAAGGUGCUGUGCAACAAGCUCUCCAAUGAUGUCAUCGCCACCACUGCAUUUGGGCUGAAGGUGAACUCGUUCGAUAAUCCGAAAAAUGAGUUUUACGAGAUUGGUCAGUCCCUGGUCUUCUCCCGCGGAAGCCAGUUCUUUAAGUUUAUGUUGUCCUCACUCGUCCCAAAGAUUUUCAGUUUGCUUAAACUGACCAUCUUUGAGUCCAGCAAAGUCGAUUACUUCGUGCGCUUAGUGGUAGAAGCCAUUAAAUACCGCGAGAAACAAAAUAUUAACCGGCCCGACAUGAUCCAGCUGCUGAUGGAGGCCAAGAAGGAGUCCCAGGAUAACUGGUCGGACGACGAGAUCGUGGCCCAGUGCUUCAUUUUCUUCUUCGCCGCCUUCGAAAACAACUCCAAUCUUAUCUGCACCACCGCCUACGAGUUGCUCCACAAUCCAGAAAUCCAGCAGCGGCUGUACGAGGAGGUUAAGGAGACCCGGGAAGCUCUGAAGGGAGAAUCCCUGACCUAUGACGCCGUGCAAAAGAUGAACUAUAUGGACAUGGUCAUAUCUGAGUCCUUGCGCAAGUGGACCCUGGCCGCUGUCACUGACCGCUGUUGCUCAAAGGACUAUACUCUCACCGACGAUGACGGCACCAAGCUCUUCGACUUCAAGGUGGGGGACCGCAUUAAUAUACCAAUCUCUGGUCUACACAUGGACGACCGGUACUUCCCCGAGCCAAAGAAGUUUGAUCCGGAGCGCUUCAGCGAGGAACGGAAGGGUGAGCUGGUGCCGUACACAUAUCUACCUUUCGGCGUGGGUCCUCGUAACUGCAUAGGAAACCGCUAUGCCUUGAUGCAGGUCAAGGGCAUGUUUUACAAUCUUCUGCUGAAAUACAAGAUCGAAGCUUCACCGAGAACCGAAAAAGAUCUUUGGGGAUCGGCACGCGGCUUUAACUUUACUCCCCGUUCCGGAUUUUGGAUGCAGUUGGUUCCCAGAAAAUAAGCCCAUGUAGAUAUUAAUACUUUUGUUGAGGAAUAACAAAGUUAUAAGAUUAAAUAAAAAUUGGUUUAACUUUUAUUUAAUUAUUGUGGAAAAGAUACAAGAUUAAAUUAUUAUAAGUUCGUGUAAAGCAACAGAUCUAAGAAUUAGUGCGACAUGAAAAGCUGUAAUCGUUAAAUUAGGUUUGAACCAAAUUAAUAUGGAGUAAUAUGGAAAGCUAACAUAUAACUUGAGCUUUCAAAUUCCAAAUAAAAUGUUAUUAUUUUUAAAUAA
Molecule: messenger RNA, 1802 nt
Organism: Drosophila kikkawai
Lineage: Eukaryota; Metazoa; Arthropoda; Insecta; Diptera; Drosophilidae
Product: cytochrome P450 9b2
Molecular function (GO): monooxygenase activity; heme binding; iron ion binding
Source: RefSeq, a predicted model, not a curated record